AUGGAUCAGUUCUUACUACCGUUUGUCAAAGAGCACUGUCUAUCGUGUCUGCCUCCACAGCAAGACUACCUCAAAUUAAAAGCACUGUAUCUGGAAAAGAUUCAUCCCAUCAUGCCGAUCAUACCGGAGUCUGCGCUGGAGGGUGAUGAACCAGUGAGUGUGGUGCUGAAACAACUCAUCUGUCUCGCUGCAUCUACAGACCCAAGCAUGGCGCUGUAUCUUCAUCUCCAGAACAAAGGCGAUGAUCUCCUCCCCUGCCAAGACUUUAUGCAAUCCCUCUCCUCCGCCGUCCGCGCCAUCCUCGAAACAAGCAUCAUAACAGAUCGCGUCCUUCACAUCCGCGCCCUCAUCCUCUUAUCGCUAUACACACAGCCCAACUCCUCCGAAGAAGCAGACCUCCCCGCACAACUGGGCGGCCGCGCUAUUCACCACAUCCAGACUUUAGGCCUUCACCUGCUGAGAUAUGACGGGCCCAACUCUGAGGAGCUGGAGACGCUGUUUUGUGCGGUUUGGGCGGUUGAUCGGAUUAACGCGGCGGUUUAUGGGAGGCCGUGUGUUAUGCAUGAGAGGGAUAUAGGCGCGAAUCUGGAUGGGUGUAUUAGGAAGAGACCGCCGUGCUUUAGGCUGUUUCUGAGUGUGGUGCAGUGGUUGGAUCAGGUCAUUGAGCUGUAUCGCCCGGGGCCCAGUGCUGAGGCGAGCGGGCUGGAUAAGAUUGCGUAUAUUGAUCUUCCAGUUCUCGAGGCCAUGAUCGUCAACGCCGAUGCCCUCAAAGUACCAGGUUCACUAAUCGGUAAGUCUCCCAUUCAGUCAAGUACACAUCUAAUAAUCCCAGCAACGAUUGAAACCUUCUACCACGCCGUCAUCAUCCUAUCAUGUCGUCUCCCACGCCCAGGCACACUAACAGCAGCAUCAACCCUGCCUCCCCCAUCCGCCAACGCCCGUCGCUCCCUCGCAGCAGAACGCAUCGCCUGCGCCGUCCUGCGCGACCACCUCUCCCCCAUGCCCUUCGUCCCCUACGCAGUCUGCCUCGCCCUAAGCGUAGAGUACCGCAAGAUGCGCCACUCCCGCCUGCCCAUGUUCCGCUCGCGCGCCAUGCACGCAUUCCGUCGCAACUGCGAGAUGCUCCGCAGAUUCGGCGACUACUUCUGGAGCGCCAACGUGGUAGCCGGUUUGGGCGAGCGGGUGCUCAAGGAGAUGGAGCGCGCUGCUAACACGCUCACGCGGGAAUCACCGUCGCCGGCGCCCGCGGUGGUGACUGCUGUGGCCGUGACGAAUCCGAGCAUGGUCAAUGCUGUGCCGAGCGUGGAGCAGGCCGUGGACUUUUCGCUGAUUGAUGCGAUCUCGGGGGCGGAUGUGUUUGGGGCUAUUGAUCCGAGUUUUAACCUGGGGGCUGUGGAAGAUGCGCUGGAGGCGAAUCUGGAUAUCGGGCUGCCGAUGAAUUGGGUUGAUUGGGUGCAGUAUGCUACGCUGUCGUGA
This is a messenger RNA of Fusarium musae, 1476 nucleotides long. RefSeq lists its product as uncharacterized. Gene Ontology annotation, molecular function: zinc ion binding; DNA binding. The record is from RefSeq and is a predicted model, not a curated record. Lineage: Eukaryota; Fungi; Ascomycota; Sordariomycetes; Hypocreales; Nectriaceae. Gene Ontology annotation, biological process: DNA-templated transcription. Bases 1 to 1476 code for a protein of 491 amino acids. The transcript has a single exon.